GAUGGCGGCCGAACUGGUGGAAGCGAUGAACAUGGUGAAAAGUUUCCGGGUGUCAGACCUGCAGACACUGCUGGCCUCGAUGGGUCGCAGCAAAAGCGGUCUGAAGCAGGACCUGGUGGGGCGCGCACUGCGGCUGGUGCAGACCGAGUACAGCCCAGAGCUUCUGAAGAACGUCAGGCAGCUCUACGAGUCGCGCUUCCCCAAAUCCUCUGGUUGGCUUGCUGCACGGCGUCCGGAGGGCGUCCCGGUUGCCUACUCGUCCCUCAGCUCAUCCCCCACUGCCACCUCUCAGGGCGCAGACUACCUCAACGGCAUUUCCAAACCAACUCCGACACCUGCAGCAGAGGUCAAGCUAGUGCCACUACCCUUUUACCAAACCUUGGAGACACUGUUGCCACCAACAGAGCUAAUUGCCCAGAACAAUGAGAAACUGCAGGACAGUCAAUGCAUAUUUGAGUUAACACCAACCCAAGCUGAUCAGAUCAGAAAUGCAAGUGAGCUUCGUCCAGGAAUCAGAUCAAUCCAAGUGGUUCUUAGAAUCUGUUACACAGACUCCAUUGGUGUCCAGGAGGACCAGUAUCCCCCCAAUAUUGCUGUCAAAGUAAACCAGUCCUACUGUCAUGUGCCAGGCUAUUACCCUUCUAAUAAGCCUGGGGUUGAACCUCGUCGCCCUUGUCGACCUGUUAACAUCACUCCCUGGUUGCAUCUCUCCAGUGUCACCAACAGAGUCACCAUCACCUGGGGAAACUUUGGCAAGCGGUACUCGGUGGCUGUGUAUUUAGUGAGGGUCUUCACUGCAACAGACCUCUUCAGCCAACUCAAACUCUGCUCUGUGGAGAGUGCAGAUCGCUGUCGUGAACGCAUCCAAGACAAACUUCGCUUUGACCCAGAAAGUGAAAUUGCGACCACAGGCCUUCGAGUUUCUCUCAUCUGUCCAUUGGUGAAGAUGCGGCUCGGGGUACCGUGUCGAGUUUUAACUUGUGCCCAUCUCCAGUGUUUCGAUGCAGUCUUCUUCCUGCAGAUGAACGAGAAGAAGCCCACGUGGACUUGCCCUGUCUGUGACAAGCCCGCUCCCUUUGAGCUGCUCACAAUUGAUGGGCUGCUAUCUGAGAUCCUGAAACAGACAAGUGAAGACAUUGAGGAGAUUGAGUACCUAACCGACGGCUCCUGGCAACCCAUCAGAGAUGAGAAGGAGAGGGACAGGGACAGGGAUAGAGAAAGCAGCAACACGCCAGACUACCCUGAUGUUGAUAUAUGCAUUCCUGAGGCAAACGGUCAUUCACCAGCCCACAGCAGCACCAGCCUGACGGGCAAAUCUGGCAGCAGUUCCGUGGGGGGGGCAGGAGGCACGGGGGGACCUGCCGCGGCGCCGGGCGGAGGUGCGGUGGUAGAUCUAACUCUUGACUCGUCCUCUGAAGAGGAAGGCGGCGGGGCAGGAGGAGACAGCGAGGACACAGAGGACAGCGCCGACAGUCCUGCCCCGAAGAGGGGCCGAUAUAACUACGACAAGGACCUGGUCACUGCCUACUGACCCGCAGCUCUGUCCCCGCACAGACUGACACACACACAGAGACAAAGGCAGGGGGCUCAAAAGAAGCUUGAGGACAGGAACAGUAAUCCACUAGAUGCAACGACCCUCCCUUACGCCCAACAUUAGAGCCUUUUAGCAGCUCUGGUUUCUACCCAUUCAAAACAAACACACUCAAACAUGCACUGUUAAUGAAUCCUGAAUCUAGAGCGAUUAGGAUUCCUCUUUGUACUGUACACCACUGGAAGCGACUCUAACUCUUUUUGGUCAACUGUCACCUCACAGUGAAUAUCUGUACCGUCCUGCCUCUACUAAAGAAACUGAAUGGAUCGCGCACCCCCGACACCACCACCACCCCCUUUCCUCCUCUCCUCCUCUCUCCAGACUAUUUCCUCUCUUCCACUCCAUCACUCUUUGUAAUUGACUUGGAAUUACUGGCUCUUUUAGCCGUGGGCGUUCAAUGUUUGCGUUUCAGAUUGUCACAUUUGUGAUGAACAGGCAGGUUGAAAAGCGGAGGCACCUCAGUAGUUUUUGGUGAAGGAUCAAAAACGACCAUGGAAAAGAGGCACGAGUAACUUUGGGGAAGGACACAUGGCAGAGGUAUGUGGAGUGUGAUGCAAAUCGAAACCUCUUCUGUCGGGUUAUAGUUUCUUCGUUCAGAGAAUGAGUUCAAAGCUUGAAAGGGUUUUUUCAGGAAUUUAUCCUUUUAAUUAUGAAAUGGCAGAACACAAUACUGGCCUCUGGUGUGUGAUGCUUUCCAUUUUUAUUUUGUCCUUUUAGAUAAGAGAACCUACCUCAGUCAUAAAAAAAAAAAAAAAACUUAGCAGACUGACCAGAGAGUAGCUGAGAAAGAAGCAGAGGACAGAAGAAUUGAUGAGUCUUUCUGAAGCCAAUUUUACACUGGAGAUUAUUUUUUUUUCUUCAUUGUUUUUGUUUUUUCAAAGUCCAUUGUUACAUGCCGCUCCAGCAACAACAUCUUUGUUGAAGGACUAGGUAGCUUGUGGUUAACCACCAGGCUAACUGUUGGUGUCAGUCAUGGGUGGAGCGGUCCCACUAAAUAACACAUUGCUGUAGUUGUUUUUGCUGUAAUAGGAUUAAUUAUGGUUGGUGUAUCAACAGUGCAAAUGGGCAUAAGACAUCAAAACUACUGUUCGACUGCUGCGCCAAAGCAGAUGCAUUUAAAGAUUUCACUGACAGGUAGUCAUGAGAAUUUGGUGCCUUUUUUAUUUUCUUUUUUUUUUUUUUACACUAGCUGAGCUGGCCAAUCAGAUGAGAUCCCCCAGUCUGAGAGCCGUUUUAUUUUGUUUGUUUCAAUUGCAGUACGAGCAACUCAGAAUAAAGAAUCUGAGGUAAAGGACAGUCAUGGAACAGGUUUCAGAAGUGCUGUCUUUCUUUUUUUCUUCCCAUAUUUUGAUGUCUUUCUCUACAAGCAUUAUAUUUAUUUUAUUGCUUCAUGUUCUCUUAACAGUUGUGUGUAAUAAAUCAUCAUAGUAUUUGGCUGUAUCUCUGUACAGUCAGGAGCUUGUACUCGCAGAAAGCAGGAUACUUCAGCUGCUGUGGUUUUGGGUGUGGAGAGGCUCAUGGCAGGGCUGUUGAUGAACAGUCCUAUUUCUUUUCCUGUGAAUGAAUCCAACCGGGGUCAAAGAAGCAUUCGGAGCAUUUCCUGUGCCGUGGGGGUUGAGCAUGUCUAACACGACAAAUCUGAAUGAGUUGAAAAUAAGUGCAACCCCUGCCAAGCUUAAAGUCAUUCAUCGAAUUACAAAUUGUCCCGUCUGGAACAAGUGGAGCAGCUUCAACCAACAAUCCCCCUUCGGCCUCCGCUCAAUGUAGAUUAGGUCAUGUGUGUUUGCUGGAGUAGAAUUGGACUUGCGUUGCCACACACUAGGCUCAGACUAAUGCUCUUCUACACCCGCUCUAGUGUUGUCGGUUUGCGAUAGCUGCUCCUCAGAUGAGGAAACAUGGGCUGCACGUGUUUGCAUUAGGUUUGUCUGCAGGACGGUCAGAAGAUAUUGCUGUGUUGAUAGAGCUGUUUGCACUUUCAUUGGACAUAGAGUUUAUGGCUUAUUUAUUUUUACGCCAUCCUGUAGUGAGUAUUAAUCAAAGAUAAAUUACCUUUGGGACCAGAUAUCCUCUAACAUCUCAUGCAUGGGAAUCUGAAAAUGUGAAACUAAAAAAAGGGCGCAGUCAUACUCGGGCAGGCAAAAAGCGGGACGUCUUCCAUUUCUUUCCUCUUUGACACGUUGAAGUAGAUUUCAAAGAGAACAUACUGGUGAAAAUAUUUGGUCAUCACACAAAAUUGAUCGAUGACCUCUACUCCACCUGAGUCUGUCCCUGCGAGGAUAUUCUUUAUACAGCGCUUUGAAGCAAAAAUUUAUUGUGAAGAACUCUAAUACCUGUUUUUUACUAGGCAAUUUGAGUAACUGCUAUACAUUUAAAAUGACACUGUUCAUUUGUCGCUAGGUAUUGAAGGUUAUUAUUUGAAUGGAUCUCCUAAACUUGUCUUUGCCUUCAUGGUUAAAGGUGAGAGGCGGUGCAGGUUGCUUCUGUGGAUCUGAGCCAGAUGUGUUUGUGCAGGUUGUUUAGGGAGCAGGAGAGCAGAGAGCUGAGGGUCUGGUCUUUUUGCAGUGGCAUCGCUUCAUCUUACAAUUAUUGCAUAAGGUAGCAUGGGCAGAGGCUUACAAUCCCUGAUGUAAAUGUUUCGUUGUGUUUUUUUUAUAUGUUCAUAUUAAAAGACAAUAAAAUUAAAUAAUAUUUUAUUAAGCCUUGAAUCGCCUCCAGUUGUUCCUACGGGUGGACAGACGAGGAGCUGUUGAAGGGCAGCAGCAGCUGGAGCUGAUGCCACUGAGGACUGGGAGAACUGGUUCUGAGGUGUGGAUUGUUUAUGUCCUGUACCAAAUGCUCAGAUCUGGGAUUACGUUUGAUGCCUGUUGAGGAUAAAACUGUAAAAUUUCAAAUGAUCGUAUUCUAACAGCUGUUAUUGACGUGUGGAAUUAAUUAAAAUCAGUUCUUAAAAA
Limanda limanda (common dab) is the source of this 4542-nucleotide messenger RNA. RefSeq names its product protein inhibitor of activated STAT, 4a (gene pias4a). Gene Ontology annotation, biological process: protein sumoylation; regulation of transcription by RNA polymerase II. Gene Ontology annotation, molecular function: SUMO ligase activity; zinc ion binding; transcription coregulator activity. The record is from RefSeq and is a predicted model, not a curated record. NCBI's taxonomy places the organism in Eukaryota, Metazoa, Chordata, Actinopteri, Pleuronectiformes, Pleuronectidae. The coding region runs from base 2 to 1531 and encodes 509 amino acids. The transcript is spliced from 11 exons.